Molecule: messenger RNA, 663 nt
Organism: Naegleria lovaniensis
Lineage: Eukaryota; Heterolobosea; Eutetramitea; Acrasida; Naegleriidae
Exons: 1
Coding region: 1-663 (220 amino acids)
Molecular function (GO): carbon-sulfur lyase activity
Source: RefSeq, a predicted model, not a curated record
AUGAGUACAUCUAACUUGACCACAACAACCUCCUCAACAUUAGUUGAUCCCAACACUCAUAAAAUUGUUCGCACUGCUCAUUGUCGUUGCGGAAAACUCUCCUUCUCUGUCGAAGGUAAUAAUCGAGUGUUUGGUCAUUACUGUCAUUGUCGUAAUUGUCGAAAAGGAACCUUUGCUCCUUUCACUUUAUUAAUUGCAGUUCCGUUUUAUCAAUUUAAAUGGACUACUAGCAUCAAGUCGGAAGAAUUAAGACAGAAGAAUUCCAAUUCGUUCGAAUCAUUCACCAACUGUCCACAACAUGAGGCAGAAAAUGAUAUCCCACAAGAUUGUCGAGAUUUACCAUCUAUAGUAAAAACUGUGGAAUUGUCUCCUGGAAUUAUUGGAUUUUAUUGUUCCGAAUGUGGAGCCAUGAUUGCCCAAAAGCCAACGAAUGCAGAUUUCAUUUCCACAUUGGCUUGUUGUUACGACGAAAUGCAACAAGCUUUUUGUCCGCUGACAGAUGUCAUUGAGAAAGAACAAUUGAAUCAUGCUUGUUUUUUCACACCAGAAAAUCAUGUGAAUUAUGAAAAUAGAGUGUGUGACGUGAAAGAUGACUUGCCAAAAUUUAUGGACUUUCCACAGCCAAGAGGAAGUGGAAGAAUGUAUGAACCGGUUGGGAAAUGA